Molecule: messenger RNA, 3233 nt
Organism: Mycetomoellerius zeteki
Lineage: Eukaryota; Metazoa; Arthropoda; Insecta; Hymenoptera; Formicidae
Gene: haf
Product: leucine-rich repeat and fibronectin type-III domain-containing protein hattifattener
Exons: 7
Coding region: 384-3053 (889 amino acids)
Molecular function (GO): protein binding
Source: RefSeq, a predicted model, not a curated record
GCCGUGCCGCUUGAUUCUUGCAGUCGACUUUAAGACCGCGAUGCGACGAUCAAGCUAACGGUCAAGAGAAGCCGGAGCAACCUUCCACGUUCGCGUCCGUGCAAUUCGAAGGUCCACCGACUCGAAGUGUAGAAACGGAUUUCCGUUUUCUUUCUUUCCGCUUUUCUCGUCCUUUCUGCAGGACAUGACCAACUCGUAAGACGCGAUUUCAACCGCAUUUUGUGCAUUCCGGUUACGCCUACGAUCCGCGAAAGGAACGUUCGCUUGCUCGUACGAGUGUUGCGUUUACGUGCGGUAGCCAGGUGAAUUCUCAGUGAGGUGCGGCCGAAUUUCUUCCUCGGCAUCAUGGCCCAGAUUGCUCGUUCGUAGAGAAGAAUAUAAACAUGCAAAUUCCAAAGAAGUUGUUGCUGUUGCUAGCGGGAGCGUUUGUCGUUGCAGCGACGACGUCCGUUUGUCCGUGGUCGCAGUAUACGGUGGAUCUCGAUAGCUCAUGCAUCUGCGAUUAUAAUCUAGCUGGCGAGCUCUCGGUACAGUGCGAUAUUGUCGAUUAUGAACAACUACUGUCGGCGAUUCGUCGUUACGCCAUCAAAACGCCGAUCGAUCUAUUUUAUAUCAAUAAUAGUACAAUCGGUGUCUUAAGGAACAAUACGUUUGCCACUUUAAAGAUCAACAAUAUACAGCUAUCUGGGUGUCGUAUUAGGAGCAUCGAACCAGAGACUUUCAAGGGUCAGGAGAAUCAUCUAAAGAGUUUGAAUCUUAAAGAUAAUGAACUCACGGAAAUUCCCGAUAUCAACUUGAAAAUCCUGAAGAACCUCACUGUGCUCGAUCUCUCGAUGAAUAAGAUUACCAAAGUCAAUGACAACGCCUUCGCUGGCACCAAAUUAAUCACGUUGAAACUUUCCGACAACGAGGUCACUCUCGUUCCGGGAUCGUUUCGUGGCUUGGAGAAAACCCUGAAAAAUCUCAAUCUCAAAGGAACGCGGCAGAAGAAAGUGCCGGAAGCGCUCAGAGGAUUGAAGACUCUGGCCUUCCUUGAUCUGUCACAGAACAGCAUACGCGAACUUCCCGGCACAUCCGGAACCAAAGCUUUCGAGGAUCUUGAUUCCCUUACAGGAUUAAACCUCGAGAGAAAUCUAAUCCAGAAUAUCGGUCCAGAUGCGUUCUUCGGCAUCAAAAACACUUUAAGCUCCCUCAGCCUGUUGAACAAUCUCAUUCCAGAUUUCCCUACGGCGGCUAUCAACAGCGUCCACGACCUUAGAGUGUUGGAUAUUGGAUUUAAUCUAAUCACCGAACUACCGGUCAACGCCUUUCAAGGAAACCCGUCGAUCACGCUGUUAGCGAUCGACGGUAACCCAUUGUCCACGGUCCCGGAAGAAGCACUCGCCCAACUGAACGGUACCCUGCGCGGCCUAAGUCUGGGCGGACGAUUCCUCGUCUGCGAUUGCCGCUUACGGUGGAUCAUUGAAUGGAUCAAGACGCGAGACCUACAGGUCACCAGUCGUGAACGCAAGCCACAAUUUUGUGGCAGCCCUCAGCGAUUGCAAGAAAAGAGUUUUUAUAAUAUCGAUCCCGAAGAAAUGAAUUGUGAACGACCGUCGGAAAUAAUCGGAAUCGGAACGGUGGAGAGCGUAGAUACGAGAGAACCGACGGAGACGGUAGCUGGAGAUACUGGUAUCCAUCUGCCGACCGUACGAUCCACAAUUUCUACAACUGAACUAGUCACCAGCACGACACAGCCUACGACCACGGCGAUAGUGUCGUCAACAACCGAGCAGAGAAGAACGACACCAUCGGCACCAUCCUCGACCUACAUUCCAACAACCCGACCGACUGCUGCGCGAACUGGAAAUGUCGUAGUCGUGAGGACCACAUUGUCGCCAUCAAAACAACCACAGGAACACGUGCAACAGCAUCAUCCGCCGAGACCACCGUUGGUCCUGGGUUCGCCAUUGUAUAAAUCGAAAUCGAACGAGAAGGACAUCAUUGUAAAAGAUGUGCUGAGACAGGACAACGCGGUCAUUAUAUACUGGGACACGGAGGCAACUAACAUUCUAGGUUUCAGAGUAAUCUAUCGUCUGUUCGGGGAUAAUAGUUUCAAGCAAGCACCACCGCUCGAGGCUAGCGAACGAGAAUUCAGAAUCAAGAACGUGCCUUCCCAGGAAUGCAUCGUAGUUUGCGUAAUCUCGCUGGAGGAAAUCAACAUUACACCGGCAAAUGUGCCGCAUAACCAGUGCCGUGAGGUCAGAACGGAAAAUUCGCCCACCUCGAACAUGGACAAGAUCACAAUUGCCGCGAGCGCGGCUAUCUGCGCCACGAUUAUCGUCGCGGUGAUUAUCUUCGUGGUUGCGAAUCGACGCCGCGCUCGUAAGCUGCAUACCUUGCACAGCAUCGAUCAAACAAAGAUGGGCGGUCCAAUCGCCGGUCUUCCGGUCAAUUGUUGCUCGAAUGUGGGUCCGACACCCAGCCCCGGCGGACCUCUGUCGUCAAUGGCCACUCUAAACGCCUACAACGCCCAGAAAGAGUGGGACCAGGUGUCGGCCUACAGCAACAGAAGCAUUCCGCGGCCAAGGAUUUUCUCUAUUGAUCGACAAGGAUCGAUAACCAGGGCAUCUUGCAUCGAUGACGUGCGUUCUCAGACCGGACACUAUAGCAGCAAAAUAUCUGCCCGAUCGAUCGCUGAUGGUCAAUCUCAGCAUAGCUUCUCCAACAAUUCCACGCGGUAUUUUUCGAACACUGCGUUAACUUCCAAUCUCGUCAGCACGAGACCAGAAUUACGACAAUCGCGCCAGUCGCUGGCGGCCGCCUCGGACCGGAUGUCGCGGUCGAACUUUAGCAGCAAUCACCUGCCUCCACACUCGUCAGCCCGGCGGCAGCGACCACGAUCGCGUAACCGCAAUCUGGAGUCAAAUCCCCCGCGACCUAGCAGCCGAUACAGUCUAGCCGAUUCCACGCACACUCUCAACAACUACGAUGAAAAUAACUGGACCGAUCAUGACAUGGAUAUUUACAUGGCUCGUAAUCCCACCACGAGGAGUGGCCUCGUGCCGCUCUAAAUAUCCGUGGCCUCGUUCAUUAUUGCUCAAGCGUAUUCAAUAGAGUCCAAUUUCAACCUUAAAGGAAUCCUAAAGUCGUCUGUUUUACCGAUUAUUUUCCAAAUAAGUAUUCUUCUAACUGCCUUUACAUACAGAUUUAAAAAUUUUUUACCACAAUUAAAGUAUAAACGGAAAUGUAGU